Linum tenue is the source of this 399-nucleotide messenger RNA. The record is from the annotation of a GenBank genome assembly. Lineage: Eukaryota; Viridiplantae; Streptophyta; Magnoliopsida; Malpighiales; Linaceae.
AUGCUGCAGGCUUUCUCGGUGAAUUUGGGCGGCGGUUCGAUCACCCAUGCAGAACUUGCCGGCAUUGAACAAGGCCUGCGUCUCGCCUGGGAGAUGGGGAUCAGGAAGCUUGCAGUUCAGACUGAUUCGGCGACAGCUAUCUCUUUAAUUCAGGAAGACCCUUCGAGCCAUCCUCACCGUAUGCUUGUGAAGUCCAUCCGACGGUCCCUAUCCCUAGAGUGGGAGGUUACUAUCGAUCAUGUUUUUCGGGAGGGUAACUUUGUAGCCGAUUUUCUGGCUUCCCGGGGUCAUGCUCUCCCUGUCGGUUUACAUGUGGUUGAUGUUCCUGACCCGAUCCUGGGUUAUUGGUUGUACUACGAUACUAUUGGGGUUCAAACCCCUCGUUCGAUCAUUAAUUAA